UCUGAAACAAACAAUAUUAAGCAAUACUUAGAUUAAAUACAUACUAUUAAUAAAAUGAACAUGGCAACUAACGUUAUUAAAUUGAAUAAUAGUAUCCAUAAUGUAAAUAACACUAAUCAGUCAUUUGCAAUAGAGCGCUCAUUUCAAAUACGGAAAAGGUACAGAAAUACGGGACGUUUAACAUCAACAUCAACAUCAUCUGCAUUAGCACUGCUUGCGUUUCUUUUCUUCUUAAACAUGUUACAGAGAUCGCUGGAUGAUAACAAACAACAAGGACCAGUAGUUAUGACACGCACAACCACGCCACCAGCUAUACCGCGCAAUGAGGCAGCAAUAACUGAGAAUAUUCAUUCAGUAACUACUGCUAAUAGUAUAUAUGUUACAAAUUCGGAAAGUAAUUUUAUAAGAUAUAAAAAAAAUUAAGUAUUUGGUUAAUUAAACAAUAACAGAGAAUGCUUACCAAAUA
Molecule: messenger RNA, 466 nt
Organism: Daktulosphaira vitifoliae (grape phylloxera)
Lineage: Eukaryota; Metazoa; Arthropoda; Insecta; Hemiptera; Phylloxeridae
Exons: 3
Coding region: 55-423 (122 amino acids)
Source: RefSeq, a predicted model, not a curated record